This is a messenger RNA of Cylindrotheca closterium, 1149 nucleotides long. NCBI's taxonomy places the organism in Eukaryota, Bacillariophyta, Bacillariophyceae, Bacillariales, Bacillariaceae. The record is from the annotation of a GenBank genome assembly.
AUGAGAGAUAAGUUAAGCAACGAAACUGAUUGGUUGGACCUCAAGGAAGACCAUGUGAUGCUGUUGAAACGUAUGAAGACGUUCAUGACCAUCACGGAUGAGACCGAGUGGCAACAUUUUGGACUCAUGGAAUCUCUCAAGAGAUUCGCGAACUGCACUCAGAAGCAAAACGAGUCUGUGAACGAUUACAGAAGGCGGUUCGAAGCUCAAGCUGACCAAGUAUUCGAAAUCCUUGGCACCGAUGUGUUGCAUGUCUAUGCGACCAAAACAAUGGGGUACCUGGAUCUGUACGAUCCGGAGGACGAUCCGGACGAUACCAAGGCACUUCAAGAAACGUUCAAGAAAGAAGUUCUGGAAACAUUUAAAGCCAGCGCAUUUUUCUACAACUGCGACAGGUCUCGCUUCCAAAGCAUGUUGGACAAGGCGAACCAGACCUACGCCAUGGAAUUCAAGGAAUACGAACAGAGAAAUGAAUAUCCGACUACGAUUGAUCAGGUCGCAAAAGCGCUGACCAAACAUAAGCCGGACAAUCGAGGAAAAGGUCCAACGACACCGAGACAUACUCCAAGAACAAACACAGCAAGCGGUAGUGUCCCUGACGGAGUGAGCAGCGCACAAGCGAAUGCUCGAACGACUACUCAAACGACAUCGUCACGACCGGCUUUUAGACGAUACAGCGAUGCACCCACUACUACUACUACUACUACUGCUUCAAGACGAGCGGGGAGAGCCAAUCUCCAAGUCCCUGCGACUGCAUCUGCGGCGCAGUCGGAUGCCGCGUCUAGCGUCACAGGAACGCAAGCAACUGGUCAACAACAUCGAAGCAACAUGCAACGAGCUGUUGUUGACAGGAGUGGAAAUGCCACUUCUGGUGCUACUGAUGUACCCGGCUCUUAUGUGGUACGAGGCAGAUCUGUUGCUGAUGGACAAUCUAAUGGUAGAAUUACAGGAUGGAACCUUGCACAAGUACGUGUAAGACCGAUUCUGAAGAAGAAAGCAGUCUCCACUGAAGACAGGGGACAAGAGUUACUAAUGAAGAAAUGGCAAGCACAACUAGAAGCUGCCAGUACUUUCAAGGACGAUGACAGCAUGGUCAGCGAUGGAAGCUUGAACAUGCAGAUCUACAAGUCGACCUCGAAGAUGGAUUCA